Molecule: messenger RNA, 3240 nt
Organism: Drosophila navojoa
Lineage: Eukaryota; Metazoa; Arthropoda; Insecta; Diptera; Drosophilidae
Gene: phol
Product: pleiohomeotic like
Biological process (GO): regulation of transcription by RNA polymerase II
Cellular component (GO): chromatin; PcG protein complex; transcription regulator complex
Molecular function (GO): DNA-binding transcription factor activity, RNA polymerase II-specific; RNA polymerase II cis-regulatory region sequence-specific DNA binding
Source: RefSeq, a predicted model, not a curated record
CAUUUUGUUGUCAUCGGUCUGCUGUCACUAACACCAACAAAAGUUGUACGCAAGAGAAAGUGCUUGAGCCAUUUUGGAAAAUACAAUUCCGCCAUAUUUACCGGCAAAAUUCAAAAUAUUUACAUUGCUAAUAAAUAUUUAGCGGCACAUCAAUCAGGUUGUGCUUUAAACGGGCCGUGUGACAACGCGAACGGACCAAAAAACGACAAAUUUGACAGACAACGUCUGCCACUGCCGCUGCUGCCGUCGACGCAGCGCCCCACGCACCGAUGUCAAUAGGACAGCAGUAGAGAAUACAAACAACGCCAACAACCACAGCGACUGGCACCGAAAUUGGCCAUCGGUGGGUCCCCAUCUACAGACGCAUAUACACACGAGCGCGCGCGCCUACAUAUACAACAACUUGUACACACAAACACAUACAGACGCGCGUAGUUAUACAAACACACUCACACAUUGAGGCGUACGUGAACGAAACAAACACGCCAAAACGAUGACAAGUCAUCAUCAAGGCGGCAAUUUUCAAGCCAGAGCGCCGCCAAUCGUAAAAAAUCUAUCACUGGCCGCAGCCGCAGUACCGCUGCCUCUGCCUCUGUCGCUACCGCUGUCCCUGCCGAUGUCGAUGUCUGCCUCCUCAUCCUCUUCCUCCUCAGUUCACAAUCAUAAUACAAACACAACGUCGCCGUUGUAUUUCACACACAUUCUGCCUCCGACGACGGCAAUUGUGGAGAAUCAGCAUCCGUACAGCACCGACUUGGAUGGUACGGAACAUAUGGGCAGUGCCGGAGACAACGAAAGUUUCCUGAUCGAAGAGAUCAUUGAUGAUUAUGAUGAAGAUGCCAAUAUUGUUGUAGACACUGGCGAGUUUUUCGUAUCUGGCGAUGUCUAUGAGUUCUGUUCGGUGGACCGCAUAGAUAUGGGCAUGGCCACAGCAGACGCCCUGCCGCCGCCAAUAAUAAUGCAGCAACAGGAGCAGGAUAGCGAUGAUGAGGAUGAUGGCCAAGAAGUGGAUGGUGAGAUGCGAUUAUCAUCGGGCGACGAAGACGAUGAAACGCCGAUCAUGCAACGGGAUACAAAUGCCUUUGAAAUAGCCUCAGAAAUGUUAACAACAAUUGAGUCAACAGCAGCAACUAUUAAAGAGGAGCAGCUGGAAAAUGACUACUAUAUGAAGUCCACUGAUGAUUCCAAUAGCUGUCACGUACAGGACUUUAAGCCAUUUGGCAGACCGCAACGUCAAGCCAAUAACAUAAGCAACAACCACAAUAACCACAACAUCAACGGCCAUGGCCAUGGUCACGGCACUGCGAAGCGUUGGAAGCAGACGAAAGUGCCUAUACGAAUCACACAAGAUCAGUUCAAUGUGACGCUUUGGUCAUCCCUCAAUUCGGAAGAUGAGGAUGAAGAGGAAUUGGAUUUGGAUGAGCAACAUGCAGCCGAUCAGCAGGCCCUGGCAGCACCUCAAGUAAUCAGCAGUACAACGAACAGAACUAACGAAAUGCCAAAGCUAAUCAUUGACGAGCAUAUGAUGCAUCACGAUGUGCUCAGCGAUGGUAUCGGCAAUGAGUAUGUCAUAUUGCCAGAUCCAUUCAGUGCGGCUGCUGUCACAGACGUCGAGGAGGUGGUGAAUGCAUUUAUGGCCGACGGAGAUGAUGUGAAGGAGCAGGAAGACGAGGAGGACAGCCAAUCGCUAAGCGAACAAUAUCAACUGGAUGAGGCCUAUGGCAGCAUUGAAUUAAUUGAGAAUAUGCCACAACCUGUUGAACUAAUGGCAGCGCCUGUAACAACGUCUGCAACAGUACCAACAGCAGCAGCAGCAGCCGUGGCAGUAGCAACAAAGGCAGUGCCCAAGUUGGUACUGCAGAACAGCAGCACAAAUGUUCGGCUGAAAGCAAACAAUAAUAAUAUGAAUAAUAAAGCCACAAAACGUCAGUUGACCACGCAACCUCCGCCUCUGGUGCCAGCAAAUAACAGCAACAACAGUAACAGUAACACCGGCAGCGGCGGCGGCGGCAGCAGUAGUUGUGGUAAUGGACAGCAACAGCAAUUACAUCAACGUGCAGCCGCACUAGCCACAAUGCCGCCCACGGAUGAGGACGAGGAGCCCAAGUUUCGGUGCACCCAUCGUGGCUGUAAUAAGGAAUUUCGGAAUCACUCGGCCAUGCGCAAGCAUAUGCAUACGCACGGACCGCGCGGUCAUGUAUGCAACGUCUGCGGCAAGAGUUUUGUGGAGAGCUCAAAGCUGAAGCGCCAUCAACUGGUGCACACUGGAGAGAAGCCAUUCGAGUGCACGUUCGAGGGCUGCGGUAAGCGCUUUUCGUUGGAUUUCAAUUUGCGAACGCAUGUGCGGAUUCACACUGGAGAUCGGCCAUAUCAUUGCCCCAUCGAUGGCUGCUCCAAGUGCUUUGCCCAGUCCACAAAUCUUAAGUCGCACAUGUUGACGCACACGAAACCCAAACGCAAAUGGCCUCGAGCCCCGCAGGUGAGCAGCAAAUCUCCAUUGGUGGCGCGAUACGGACGGCUGGAAUUUGGCGAAGAUCCCACGCUGGUCUAUGUGGAGUCCAACGAGGAGCUAGCGUCGGUGCUGCUGGAUAGCACGUCGACACCUUCCUAACAAGCAAUGCCGCUGGCUGUUGUAUUCUGAAUUUGGGAUGCAACUAGUAGCUUCUGUGUGUGUCUGUACAGUUAGUAGUAAGAAACAGCGUUAGUUAUCUAAGCGGGCUUUGGCACAGAACGGGUUUAGGGCAAAGGAGAGGAGCACAUGGUGCCCCCAGCCUGCUCUAAGCUCAACUGCUGUUUGCUACUUGGUCCACAAACAAACAAACAAAAAACUAGCUGCUAAGUUUUAAUGCUAUUGAGAAUUAUAAGUUUUGAUGAAGUUGAUUGGAAUGCCCGGCACGAUGGUCAAAAAGUUAUAGAAUUUAGUUUUUUGUAUGCGUUUAAGUAUUUAAGUAUGUAAGCCCCUACAAUAUAUACCCAACAACUCUCCCACCCAGUCCCACGCCUUUCCCUGGCAUCUAGCAUCCCAAAUCCUGCUGUGAAAUGCUAUUAGCAUUUUGAUUCUAAUCGUAACUCUUAAAUGUGUGGCCACUCGAAUAACAAAAAGCUGCACACAAUUUUUCUAUAAAAAUCUUACAAAUACAAUUACUAUUUAAUACACACAUAAACAUUUAAUAACAAAUAGGCUAUAUAUAUUUUUGUAAUGAAAUUGUAACAUUUAGUGCAUUGAAGUGCAAAAGUAAA